Molecule: messenger RNA, 738 nt
Organism: Hemisphaericaspora subhashii
Lineage: Eukaryota; Fungi; Ascomycota; Pichiomycetes; Serinales; Debaryomycetaceae
Exons: 1
Coding region: 1-738 (245 amino acids)
Source: RefSeq, a predicted model, not a curated record
AUGGGUAGGUCAUUCUAUGAAAAAGAGCAAGAAAAGAUUCGUAACUUAAUCAAACUUCCAUUAUUAGAGUUAGUAUUAAAAUUCUUACCCCAUCUUCAAUUAACCCAAAAAGAAACCGAUGAUACUUGGGAAAUCGUGGCAAUUCAACUCUCACAAAUACAAUUCUCCGAGGCCAUAAAUGAUAAAAAGACGACCGAAGAAAUCGAUGCCAUCCCUGAAUUAAAUGGGAUAUAUGUUAGACAAUACUUCGAAUCAAUGUAUGAAGAAUUUACAAAGAAUAUUCAGAGGGGAAUUAUGGAAUGGAACCAGGUUGAAGCAUUAACUGGAAAUAGGGGGGUUCCAUUUUGGUAUAACCCGAGUAGCAGGGCUGAUGCUAUUCUUUAUCAGUUAUAUCAAUUGCGGGGACGAGACAUUGAGAUUAUGGGGAUUAUCAGUCUGGAAAAUCUUGAAAAUAAGAUACGUAGACAAUUGAAAAAGGAAUUGAAAGUGGGACCGUAUGGACUAAAUGGACAAGGAGAGGAAGUACAAAACGAGAAGGAAAAUGCAGAUGAUAUCGAGGAAGAUGAUAAAUUAUUAGAAUCAACAGAUCUUUUACAAGAGUAUAAGCGAAGUCUGGAGAAGCAAAGAAAUGAGAUUCUUCGUCAGGAGCUUAUAAGAAAGGAUAAAAGAAUAGAACAAUUGACUCAAGAGAAUAAAAGACUUUUAGAAUUGAAUCAUGAUCUUUUGCGAUUACAAUGA